Molecule: messenger RNA, 1692 nt
Organism: Adineta steineri
Lineage: Eukaryota; Metazoa; Rotifera; Eurotatoria; Adinetida; Adinetidae
Source: the annotation of a GenBank genome assembly
AUGGCAAAGUUCGAAUGGUUACCUAAUGAAAUUUUACUUGAAUCAUUUAAAUAUCUUGAUGAUGUCCAAUUAUUUUGUGCUUAUUAUAGUCUUAAUUUUCGUUUUGACACACUUCUUUCAAUACAUUUUCAAUCUUAUCAUUUUGAUUUUCGAUCAAUAUCUAAACAAAAAUUUCAUCUUAUAUGUCAACAACAUCUUCCAUAUAUUAUUGAACAAGUUAAAUCAUUAUAUCUAUCAAAUGAUGAUGAAACACCAAAUUUACCUGAAAUAUUUUAUUCUUAUAAUUUUACAUUGAAUAAAUUUUCUUAUUUACAAUAUCUUUCAAUUGAUUCUAUUCAUUGUCUUUCAACAUUAAAUCGUAUCACAUUUGAAUGUCGUACAAUUCCAUAUUUAACACAUCUUUAUCUUAUUAAAUGUGAUUUUAAAGAUCAAACGAAAUUUUCUUCUUUAAUUGAAAAUAUUUGGAAUUUAUCAAAAUUAAUUUUAUGUCAAAUUGAUCAUCGAUUUCCAUAUGAAUUAAAAUUUACUAAUAAUUCAAUAAUAUCAUCAACUAUCAAAUAUCUAUUUGUUGAGAAUUUUCAAUUUAAUUCCGAUGAUUUAAGAAAUUUAUUUCAAUCGACACCUUCGCUUGAACAAUUCCAUGCAAGUAUUAUACAACACAAUGAAUACGAACAAUUUCACAUUAAUUCUUCAUCAAUUUGUUCAUUAAAUAUUUCAUUUCGUAAACCAUUUGAUUCAAUGUUGAAUUUUUUUAAAAAUUUUUCCAAUUUAAAUCGUUUAACAAUUAAAACUCAUUAUCUUUAUUUAAAUGGAAAUGAAUGGAAAAAAAUAAUUAAAAAUUAUUUAUCUAAACUUGAAAUAUUUCAAUUAAAAAUGGAUUUGAAAUUUUCACAUCCAAAACAUAUUGAAGAACAACUUAAUGAACUUUUAAAUUCGUUUCGAACAUCAUUUUGGAUUAAAGAACAUCAAUGGUUUGUUCAAUGUGAUUGGUUUCUAUUAGGUAUAACAAAUUAUGCUGUAUUAUAUACAUUACCCUAUGUAUUUCAAGAAUUUAUUCUUACAAAUAAACAAUGGUCAAAAUCAACUCUUAUUGAUAAUGAUCAAUAUCAAAUCUAUGAUCAUAUUACUAAUCUUAUUAUUAUGAAUGUUGGCACAAUUCCUUAUUUUCGUAAUGUUCAACAUCUUAAAAUAAAUCUUCCAUUGACAAAUCAUUUUUGGUCAUCAAUUAGAUCAUUCGAUCGAUUAAUUUCACUUGAAAUAAUAUUUUUUCAAGGUUGUUUUUCUAUUCCAUUACAAAUUUUACUUGAUCAAUCACCUCGUUUACAUUCUUUAUGUUUUGGAAAUUUUUCUGAUUUAGAAAUUCUAACAAAAUUAACAAGUAAAUCAAUUGUUCGACUUGAUUUUUUAAAGAAAAAUACAUAUAAAAAAUAUUUUACUAAUACACAAUGCUCUCUAUUAAUUCGUUCGCCACUUGGAUAUCAAUGUAAAAAUCUUUUAAUAUACUUAGAAAAUCGAAUGAAUAUUAUUCAACUUAUCAAAAAUAUGAAUAAUCUUCAAUCAAUCAUUUGUCAAUGUAAAGAUGAUAAACUUAAUGAUGAAUUUGUUCAAUGGUUACAUCGUCAUCUACCAUCAACAUAUUCAAUUAGUAGAGAUUUAAAUCAAUUGUCGAAUAUUAGGAUAUGGAUUGAUUAA